AUGACAACUGCGCUCUCAAGCAACAUCUCUUGUGGUUCGCGGGCUGCCCGGAGCUUGACACUCACACUCAAGGCCUCUGGCCCUCGAGUGCGGAGAGACAGCAUCGUCCCUCUUGUUCGCUACUCCUCAUCCGCGGCCACCACAAACGCGGCCGACGCACUCGAAGCGACACGCACAAACACACCUGCCGUGAAAGGCGCAGAAACACCACUAUCCGAACUCCCACCUCUCGUCCUCUACAGAUCUCUCUUCAUCAACGCCGUAUCUUCAAGACCAUGGCUUCUGGUACCAUCUCUCCAUCUUCUCCAGAAGCUCUCCCACCCGGGAAAUCCAUUCCUCUUCAAUGUUGACCGCAACCCGCUGCUGCGCUCCCUUCUCAAGCACACCUUCUAUAAGCAAUUCUGUGCUGGUGAGACACCAGCCGAGACACAGGCGACCAUGAAGCAAUUGCAGGAUAUAGGCUUCAAGGGCACAAUCCUCACAUUUGCGAAAGAGACGGUGUUUGACUCAAAAACGGGCAAGCAGCAGGGUCUUGGAAUUGAGACGUCGGAAAAGAACGAGUGUCAGUGGUGUGAUAAUAUCGCGGCGUGGAGAGAUGGGACUAUGAAGACCGUUGAGCUGUUGCGGGAGGGCGACCAACUGGCCACCAAAGUAACUGGUGCUGGACCUGUUGUUUGCGACGCUCUCACCAACGGCACCGAGCUCCCUAAGCAAUUUGUGGACGCUUGCUACGAGAUCUCUCAAAAGUGCAAAGACCGCGGCGCGUACAUUCUCAUUGACGCUGAAUCUCAGCAUUAUCAAUGGGGCAUCUUCCGCCUCGGCAUGGAGCUCCAGCAAAAGUUCAAUACCGACGGCAAGGUCGUGCUGUACAACACAUACCAGGCCUACCUCAAGAGCACGGUAGAUACUCUCGCCAAGCAUCUGCAGGCUGCUGUCGACAAGAACUUCACCCUGGGUGUCAAGGUAGUCCGCGGCGCAUACAUGGCCUCAGACCCACGCUCUCUUAUCCACGACACCAAGAAAGACACAGACGAAUGCUACGAUAAGAUUGCACAGGGUGUUCUCCGCCAGGACCUUGCCGGCUUCGGCACCAGCUCCAAGCCCUUCCCCUCAGCGAUGCUCCUCCUAGCCAGCCACAACAAAGACUCGCUCGUGAAGGCCCACGAGACGCACCAGCAGCGCAGCAAAGCGGGUCUCCCGACGGUGCCGGUCAAGUUCGCGCAGCUGCACGGCAUGUCGGACGAGGUUAGCUUCGGGCUGCUCAAGCUCAAGGACGAUGCGGGGGUGGCUCCCGAGGUGUAUAAGUGCACUACCUGGGGUACGCUGGCCGAGUGCAUGGCUUAUCUGACGCGGCGCGCUAUGGAGAACCGAGAUGCGGCUUCGAGGACGUUUGAUGAGUAUUCUGCUUUGAAGAAUGAGGCUUGGAGACGGCUUGCUUUUUGGAGAUGA
Molecule: messenger RNA, 1449 nt
Organism: Fusarium sp. VM40
Lineage: Eukaryota; Fungi; Ascomycota; Sordariomycetes; Hypocreales; Nectriaceae
Source: the annotation of a GenBank genome assembly